This is a messenger RNA of Lathyrus sativus (Indian pea), 594 nucleotides long. Lineage: Eukaryota; Viridiplantae; Streptophyta; Magnoliopsida; Fabales; Fabaceae. The record is from the annotation of a GenBank genome assembly.
AUGGUGCAUGUUUCGUUUUACCGGAAUUAUGGGAAAACCUUCAAGAAGCCUCGUCGUCCAUACGAGAAGGAACGAUUGGACGCUGAGCUGAAGCUCGUCGGAGAGUACGGUCUUCGCUGCAAGAGGGAGCUUUGGAGGGUUCAGUACGCUCUCAGCCGUAUCCGUAACAAUGCAAGGAAUCUGUUGACACUGGAUGAGAAGAACCCUCGUCGGAUCUUUGAGGGUGAAGCACUUUUGAGGAGAAUGUUUCGUUAUGGUCUUCUUGAUGAAACUCAGAACAAGCUCGAUUAUGUCUUGGCUCUUACUGUCGAGAACUUUCUCGAGCGCCGCCUUCAGACUCUUGUCUUCAAAUCUGGCAUGGCUAAGUCUAUUCAUCACGCUAGGGUUCUUAUCAGGCAGAGGCACAUCAGGGUUGGGAGACAGGUGGUGAACAUCCCAUCAUUCAUGGUGAGGGUUGAUUCACAGAAGCACAUUGACUUUUCACUCACAAGUCCUCUUGGCGGUGGUCGUCCUGGUCGUGUGAAGCGAAAGAACCUUAAGGCUGCAGCUAAGAAGGCCUCAGGUGGUGAUGGUGAUGAGGAGGAUGAAGAUUAA